UCUCGCUCCAACACUGUACACAAUUUUCACUGCUGACAUGCCAGUAAUAAACGACGAUAACAUCACUGUUGCUAUAUAUUAGGGCUCGUAAAAUUAUCCGACUAUUCGACUAAUCGGUUAACCGAUUAUUCGAUUCGUAACCGUUCGCAUGCUUAUUAGUCGGUUAAUGGUAUUCGAAUAGUCGCCCGCCUUCGAUUAUUCGAAUAGUUGCUUUGCUUCGACUACUCGAGCAUUGUAGCAAAUCGAAUUUCAGUAACCGAACUUUCAUUGAAAUUUCUUUGACAAAUGAAAAAAAAAUUUUUUAAAAUAUAUACAUGCACACAUAUGUAUGUAUAUUCAGAUACAAAAAUGAGCGGACGCAAAAGGAGCUGGGUUUGGGAUUUUUUCGAAAAAUCAGAGGACGAAAAGGAAGUAACAUGUUCCAUAUGUGGUGCAGUUUUGUGCUACAACUCCUCCACAUCCUCACUGAACAACCAUUUAACAAAAAUCCAUAACAAAAAUCGCGAAAACGAGAGCGCACAUUCAGCCGAAGCUUUCCACAGUGAAAUUUCAAGCGAUAGGCCCAACAAAUCCAAGAAGAAGAGGCUAGAAGGUGACACAGCCGUCGUUACACACGAACGUCAAGAAGAAAUUUCACGAGCAGUUGCACGUUUGAUUUCAACCAACAUGCUACCUCUUUCAAUUGUGUCUUCCGAUGGCUUCAGAGAUUUUAUGAAAGUGAUAGAACCCGGCUACAAAGUUCCCUGCGUUAGAAGCAUUCAUUCUCGCUUGAAGCUAUUAUAUAAAUCCGUCAAAGACAAUAUAUGCAAUGAAUUGGCGGAGGCAUCAAGUGUUUCAAUUUCUGUGGAUGAAUGGUCUUCUCGAACGCUGGAUUCUUAUAUAUCAGUAGAAGCUCAGUAUUUUAACUCAAAAUACGACUUGUGCACUGCUACGCUUUGUAACAAGCAGUUGGAAGGAAGACCAAAUGCAGAUAAUAUUGCUUCCACUGUCGAAUCAGUUUUAAAUGAUUGGAAUAUUUCAAAUAAGGUUCAAUCAAUAACUCACGAUAGUGCAGCAGUUAUGAAUGCUGCGGCACAGAAACUAUUAAAUAUACCUGAUAGUGUUAAGUGCAACGCUCAUCUUCUGCAGUUGGUUGUUAAGGAUGCAAUUGGAGCCGUUCCACAGUUUACUGAAAUAUGCAAGAAAGCCAAAAAUGUGUCUUCGUAUUUUCAUCGCUCAAGCGUAGCCAAAAAUGCUCUUUCAAUUCGCCAAGUACAGUUGGGAAUUAAAGAAAAUCGGCUAGUUCAAUCUUGCGAGAUUCGUUGGAACUCGAAAUUAUACAUGUGCGAAAGUAUAAUUUUAAACCGCAGUGCAAUCUGCUUAGUUUUAGGAGAUAGAGCAGUCACCAAAUCAUGCGAUGCACUUAAACUUGAAUUUACUGAAAGAGAAUGGAACGAAUUGGCGACUCUGGUGAGGGUUAUAAAUCCAUUUGAUAAAGCUACAACAGUGUUAUGUAGCGCAAAAACUGUAACGAUGUCUUUGGUCCGUCCUAUAAUAAAUCGGUUUACUCAAAAUCAUAUGUCAGCAUCUUCUACUGAUGGAAUAAAUGAAAAAAUAUUUAAAGAAUGUGCCAGAAGAUCUUUUUUUAAAAGAUUUAACAUUGGAAACAGUUGCGAUGACAUUCCUGCUUCUCUUGUAGCAACAUUUUUGGAUCCACGAUAUAAAAAUUUGUAUGGCGAAGAUGUUGAAACAAAAACCAAAAUUCAUGACUUUGUAAGAAGCUAUUUAGAAAAAGAGAAAUCAACAAAUGUGGCAGAGCCCAAAGUAGAAUCCACGGAUUUGGACUUUUUGUUUGACGAUGACACGUUGCCCAAUGACGUGACGUCUCAGCUAGAUUUAUAUAUUGCAGAACCACAACUUGGUCAUAAUAUUGAUCCAAUAACAUGGUGGAAAACUCAUAGCGAAAUUUAUCCUAAUAUUUUCAAGUUAGCCAAGCGUUAUCUAUGUAUUCCAGCAACUUCAGCUGAGUCGGAGCGAACAUUUUCUAUUGGUGGAAACAUUGUCUCUCAACGAAGAAGCUGCCUACUGCCACAAAAUGUACACCUUCUCACAUUUUUGUGCCAAAACAGACGUUUCUUAAAAGAAGUUAAUAUAGGAUUUUAAGGUUUUUAAUAACGAUGUGUUUAAAAAACUAUGGUAUCCAUAUAUACUAUUUACAUUUAUGUUGUAUUUCAUCCUUUAAUUUGGAAAUAAAUGAUUCUUAAAUAUGGAAAUAACAUAUUUUGGCAAUUCACAAUGUGUAUUCAGAAACGUAUUGCCUUAUGGGGGUCUAUAUGGCACAAAAUAACGGUGUAUGCAAAAAAAACUAUCCAAAAAAUGUGUCUUAUAAUAUAGCCCUUAACAUUGAUACCAAAGAUUUGGUAAUAAUUAAUAUGGGAUAGAAUUUAAUUUUAUUUCCUCCAGUAUUUUGCUGCACAUUUCUUGC
Messenger RNA from Rhagoletis zephyria (snowberry fruit fly), 2464 nucleotides. RefSeq names its product zinc finger BED domain-containing protein 1-like. Gene Ontology annotation, molecular function: protein dimerization activity; DNA binding. Lineage: Eukaryota; Metazoa; Arthropoda; Insecta; Diptera; Tephritidae. The record is from RefSeq and is a predicted model, not a curated record.